This is a messenger RNA of Tinamus guttatus (white-throated tinamou), 1350 nucleotides long. Lineage: Eukaryota; Metazoa; Chordata; Aves; Tinamiformes; Tinamidae. The record is from RefSeq and is a predicted model, not a curated record.
AGUGCUUCUCAGCUGCCCUAUGGCAAAGCUCUCUACACGUAUGAGGGGAAGGAGCCUGGAGACCUCAAGUUUAACAAGGGGGACAUCAUCAUCCUGCGACGCAAGGUGGAUGAGAACUGGUACCACGGGGAGCUCAAUGGAAACCACGGCUUCUUCCCCGCCAGCUACAUCCAGUGUAUCAAGCCUCUCCCGCAAGCUCCACCUCAGGGCAAAGCACUUUACGACUUUGAGAUAAAGGAUAAAGAUCAAGAUAAGGACUGCUUGACUUUCACCAAGGAUGAAAUUUUAACUGUCAUCAGGAGGGUAGAUGAUAACUGGGCAGAAGGAAUGCUGGGAGACAAGAUUGGCAUUUUCCCUAUCCUCUAUGUUGAGCUCAACGAAUCAGCUAAACAGCUUAUUGAGAUGGACAAGACAUGCUUAGCUGCUGCAUCUGGCUGUGAUGUCCCCUUGCCAUCUGACACCGCCCUGGCAGUCACUUUGGCGCAGUGCUCUACCUUAAACAGUACAGGAGCAGUCAGUGCCAUCCAGAGGCACAUUGAGGGCAAGAAGAAUGCCAAGAAACGCCACUCCUUCACUGCUCUCAGUAUGACACACAAAUCCUCCCAGGCCAUGAGUAACAGGCACUCCAUGGAGAUUAGCGCUCCCGUUUUGAUCAGCUCGAGCGACCCACGAGCUGCUGCCCGAAUCGGAGAGUUGACUCAUCUUUCAUCCAGUGCUCCAGCCCAGGAUUCCUCUUCAGCUGGAACAGCCACGGUGGCUGGUCCCAGGACAAGUGCAAUAAUUGGAGAUCAAGGAACACCACCGAAGGUCCAGCUCCCCCUCAAUAUCUACCUAGCUCUGUACGCCUACAAGCCUCAGAAGAACGAUGAGCUGGAGCUCCGCAAAGGGGAGAUGUACCGGGUCAUUGAGAAGUGUCAGGAUGGCUGGUUCAAAGGCACCUCUCUGAGAAGUGGCAUGUCCGGAGUCUUCCCAGGCAACUAUGUGACCCCCGUUUCCAGAGUGCCAGCGGGGGCUGGGCAGCCCCGCAACGGCGGCGCCGGGGGAGCUGCGAAAGGGGCCCCGGGAGCCGUCCACGCUGGAGGGCCGAGUCACACCAGCGCCGCCACGGCCGCCAGGCCCGCGGUCCCUCUCCCCGCGCCCCAGGCGCAUCCGCAGCUCCAGGCAGCCUCUCCUCAGCUGGGCAACUGCUUGAGGUACUCGGCGCCCGCCAGCCAGCCGCGCAGCGCCAUGCAGAUGGGUACGUACGAGCGCCGCGGGCGCCGCGUGGCCGUGGGGUUGACGUUGCGUCCCUGCAGCGCCAGCCUCUGGGGUCCGCCAGCCCCCGCGGCUUUCGCUGCUCUCCCGCUUUAG